AUAAUAAACAUCACUCAGCUCCUGCUAUUCAUCUUCCAAUCUUUCCUUUUCAAUAUCUUCGCAGUCUCUAACUACGACGACUUACCGCAGCCAACCAUGACCUCAACUCGCCCAGUCUUCCUCAUAAUCCCAGGUGGUUCCCAAAACCCCACCCACUACGGAUACCUCGCGCACCUCCUACAAUCCGCUGGCUAUCCUACCUCAUCAGCACUCCUCCCAUCCGUAGGAAACGGAGGCAAAAUUUCAAUCCAAGAUGACACAUCCUUCAUUCGAGACCGCAUGAUCCUCCCCUUCCUCGAGCUAGAAGGACGAGAUGUAAUCCUAAUCAUGCAUUCGUACGGCGGUGUGCCAGGCAGCGCAGCCGCACUAGGUCUUUCGAAGCGCGAAAGAGCCGCGCAAGGCAAAAAAGGCGGUGUGGUUGGGCAGAUUUUCUUUACUGCCAUGUUGCAGAAAGGUGGGGAUGGGACGGACGUUUCUACUGCUACGGGUGGGAGUUUUCCGCCGUUCUUGAAACCUGAUCGUGAGGCAAAUGUGAUUAGAUGCGACAACCCCAUUCCGGUAUUGUACCCGGAAGUACCCUCGAUUCUGGCGAGUACGGCGGCUGGAUCUACGUUGCCGCAGGGACUGGAGUCUUUUUAUACUCCGGUUCCGAGGGCAUCGUGGGAUAGUGAGUUUUUCAAGAAUCGCGUUGCGUAUAUUCGGACGGCGAAUGAUACCACUAUUCCGGCUUUUGUGCAAACGAUGUCGAUUGAGAAUGCACAGGGACCAGAGUGGGUUGUCAAGGAUAUCAAAAGUGACCAUUCUCCCCAUCUUUCGCAUCCCGAGAAAUUUUGCGAAAUUAUUCUGGAGUUGGCGAAGGGGUUCGAGAGCGUAGAUUAAG
This is a messenger RNA of Periconia digitata, 880 nucleotides long. The record is from the annotation of a GenBank genome assembly. NCBI's taxonomy places the organism in Eukaryota, Fungi, Ascomycota, Dothideomycetes, Pleosporales, Periconiaceae.